AUGUCGAAACGCGACAUCGUCCUCACCAAUGUCACCGUUGUCCAGCUACUGCGACAGCCAUGCCCGGUGGUGAGACCACCUCCCUCGCCUGAGCCUAAGGCUGAAGAGCCCCAACCCCAGGCAGAGCCAGUAAAGGAGGAAGUCAAGGUCCAGCCACAGCUGUCCCCACCUCCACAACCCAAGAAAAUCACCCCAGUUCGGGAGCACGUGGGCAUCAAUGGAUUCGGACGCAUCGGUCGCCUGGUGUUGCGAGCCUGCAUGGAGAAAGGUGUUAAGGUGGUGGCAGUGAACGACCCAUUCAUUGACCCAGAAUACAUGGUGUACAUGUUCAAGUAUGACUCCACUCACGGCAGAUAUAAGGGGAGCGUGGAACACAAGAAUGGACGGCUGGUUGUGGACAGCCACGAGAUCAUGGUGUACCAGUGCAAGGACCCCAAAGAAAUCCCCUGGAAGGAUGUCGGAUGCCCAUACGUGGUGGAGGCCACAGGCGUGUACCUGUCCCUAGCAGCAACUUCAGCACACAUCUCAUCUGGUGCCCAGCGUGUGGUCAUCUGUGCGCCCUCCCCAGAUGCGCCCAUGUUUGUCAUGGGUGUGAAUGAAAAUGACUAUAAUCCUGACUCCAUGAACAUUGUCAGCAAUGCAUCCUGCACUACUAACUGCCUGGCCCCCCUCGCCAAGGUCAUCCAUGAGCGAUUUGGGAUCGUGGAAGGGUUGAUGACCACAGUCCAUUCCUACACGGCCACCCAGAAGACAGUGGAUGGACCAUCAAAGAAGGCCUGGCGAGAUGGACGGGGUGCACACCAGAACAUCAUCCCAGCUUCCACUGGGGCUGCCAGUGCUGUGGGCAAAGUCAUCCCAGAGCUCAAAGGGAAGCUAACAGGAAUGGCGUUCCGGGUGCCAACCCCAGAUGUGUCUGUUGUGGACCUGACCUGCCGUCUGGCUCAGGCUGCCCCCUAUUCGGCCAUCAAGGAGGCCAUAAAAGCAGCAGCCAAGGGGCCAAUGGCUGGCAUCCUUGCCUACACUGAGGAUCAGGUGGUCUCCACGGACUUCAUCAGCGAUACUCACUCAUCCAUCUUCGAUGCUAAAGCUGGCAUUGCUCUCAGUGACAACUUCGUGAAGCUCAUUGCCUGGUACGACAACGAAUACGGGUACAGUCACCGGGUGGUCGACCUCCUCCGCUACAUGUUCAGCCGAAACAAGUGAACGCGGGGGAGGGCGCGCAGCGGAGGGCCUGACGCCGCAAGCUCCGCGAUGAAAUAAAAACCAGAGUGCUCGCAGCUGUGCCCGUGUCUCUGUGCCGGUCACGAGGGGGUCUGGUCUGGGUUCAAGGCUCGCCCACCGGCGAGGGGUGGCUUCCGGUUCGGAGCCGGGUUCCACUUCGGGGAAGCCGGGACAGCUGGCGCACUGCGGGGGAGCCAGCGUGGAGGGGAGGCUGUCCCGACCGGACUCG
Castor canadensis (American beaver) is the source of this 1450-nucleotide messenger RNA. RefSeq names its product glyceraldehyde-3-phosphate dehydrogenase, spermatogenic (gene Gapdhs). Gene Ontology annotation, cellular component: cytosol. NCBI's taxonomy places the organism in Eukaryota, Metazoa, Chordata, Mammalia, Rodentia, Castoridae. Gene Ontology annotation, molecular function: NADP binding; NAD binding; glyceraldehyde-3-phosphate dehydrogenase (NAD+) (phosphorylating) activity. Gene Ontology annotation, biological process: glucose metabolic process; glycolytic process. The record is from RefSeq and is a predicted model, not a curated record.